Owenia fusiformis is the source of this 1146-nucleotide messenger RNA. The record is from the annotation of a GenBank genome assembly. Lineage: Eukaryota; Metazoa; Annelida; Polychaeta; Sabellida; Oweniidae.
AAAAAAUGGUGGAAUGAAGAAACUAAAAAAAUAAAACUUGACAAAAUUUAUCAAAAUCAGGGAAUUGUGAUUAUAAUCAGUAAAUAUUUAAAUCCACCUUUAGGAUCUGUAUUAUCCAAUCAUGGCUAUCCCAAAGACUGGAAAGGCCUAUAUUCUAGAGCAGCUGAAGAUGCAGACUUUAAACUUGUAGACUUUAAAAAUGUGGAGUGUGCAGGGGAUAAGUGCGCUAAAAUAUUCGAUUUAUGGUUUCAUGCACAGUUCACGGAUAAACCAACAUUUUUUGACUUAUUGGAUCUUUUACAUAAAAUGGAGAGAUACGAUCUGCUAGAUGAUGAUCAAUUCAAAACACCUAUGUGUAGAGCUAUUGAGAAACAUUUGAAGAGAUUAGAACAGGAGAAACAACCUGAAGUUCUGUACAUUAAUCAACCUGUACAGGAUCCUAAAAUAGAUAGCUCUGAGUGUGAGCCUGAGCUAGUAGUGCCUGUUGAUGAUAUGCUGUUUGCUGUAGGGGAUACACCAGAAAGAAAACAGCACUUUGAUGCCUAUGUGAGCUACCACGAGGAUGACUUGGAUUUUGUGCUUCAGUUGAUCCAAAAACUGGAAAAAGAAAAUGGCAAAAAGCUUUUCAUUCCGGAUAGAGAUCUCAGAACUAGUGGUAACUUCAGAACAGUCGUCACUGCAGAACUUAUGGAGAAAAGGUGCUCACGUGUGGUGAUUGUUCUCUCAGAGAAGUGGAAGCUGUCUCCAGAGUGCCAGUUCCAGGUCAAGUUUGCUCAGGCCCUGUCUAAUGGCCAUGUCAAGAACAAGGUGAUUGUACCAAUACGUAUGACUGACAAAGAUGAUACUCCACUGGGACGCUAUUUUUGCAACCUAGAUUAUUACAAAAUGAAAGGUAACCCAACGACAGAAGAUUGGUUCUGGAAGCGUGUUUUGGAUGUGUUUGAAAUUCAACCUGUGCAGAUAUCUGUUCAGCUGCCAAAAAAUGUCUGGAAGAAGACAUUCAGCAGGACAGUUAAUCGAAAAAUUCGAGCAAUUCUUACUCCAUUCUCUAGCACAUCUUCAUCAAGUAGUUCGAGUCAAAUGAGUGAUGUAUCUUCUAAAAGCAAUACAUCAUUUGACAGAUCUGAAGAGAGCACAUCUGUAUAG